AUGAACUCCUCUCCACUCCACGAAAGUGACCAGUGCCACAUGAUGAGGGGAGUGUCCUGGCCACACCUUUCCUCCGCCUGCAGCACCAGCGCGGAGCAUGCAAAUGUGGCUCAGACUGAGCCACAGCAUGCAGAGAUGGAGUUACUAUGGAACGAUGACCCCGAGGAGCUACUGCUGGAGCUGGGCUUUGGCUGUGACGAGCCUGACCUCUCCGGGCUUAUCCCAGCUCGCUUCAUCAACUAUCAGUCCCAAGCCCGCGGAAUCAACCUGCAGGUGUACUUAGAGGCAAUGAAGAGCCGCAUCGACCUGGAGAACCCAGACGUUAGCAACCGCUUCAGGCAGCUGGAGGUUCUGCAGCAGGUGUCCGUAGCCUUCUCGUCCCUGGCUGGUAAUCAAAAGGGCCUCUACACCAAAGACAUGUCCCUUGAGGCACGCGAGAGACGCAAGCGCAUGGGCAUGUUGCUACGCCGGGCGUCCAAGAAGUCUCUGAGCCAGCUUCACAGGCAGGCCAACCAAGAAGUGUCCUCUGCCAUUGUCCCCAAAGCUCCAGAGUCCAUGUACGGAGCUGAGGAGCGGAAGGUGGCGUACAGACGCGUCAAACGGAAGGACACAGUGGGUAUAAGUCCCUUCGUGGAGGAGGAGGCAGGUGUGCAGACUCCCACCCCUGAAGCAGAGGCCAUGACGGGGUCAGUCAGGGAGCGAAACAUGGACAAAGCGCUCCUGAGGAAGAAGAACCUACAGAUGAGGGAGUCCUUUGAAAUGGAAGAGCUUGGCAGCUUUGAAGACAGCAGUACGAUUGGACAGGACCUUGCAGGGACACACUUUGCACGUGGGUUGAUCCGAGUCAACAGCUGCCAGUCAGACAGCAGUGGUUUUCUGGAAGAUUUUCUCAUCCCAGCGCUGCCUCAGGACCCCUCCCCAGCCUCUGAUCUGCUUAAGGCUCUCUCUGCUCUGUCUGGUGGAAGCACAGACAGUCACUCUGGGGUCACGACUCUGCAGAAUACGCUCUGCACUUCCACUACCUCUGACCAUGCGCCUGAACACCAUCCACAGCUGUCAUCGUCGUCCUCCCACAUCGUCCAGAGAAAAGAUGUUCCUUACGCUGACAACCCCAAACAUGUAACCCUCCCGAGAAGAUUCAAACUGGACACCUCCGAUCCCUUCCGUGCAGUGCAGUCAUGGACCAACCUCCACAUUCAGCACAAUCCAAAGGGGACUAAGUCGAGCAAUGUGCCCGCUCAUGAGUGGCAGUCCGACGAUUGCCUCCACAGAAUAUCCCGCGAACAUGAGUCUAGACCGGUUUCCAUGGACACGGGACUGUGGACGAAAGUACAGGACGAGGAGGUUGACAGGAGUGGAGGACACCAGAGCGGACCUCUAUGUGACCAUACCUGCUGUAAACAGAGCGGCCAACAUCACAUGCGGGGUCAGGGGGAGCUGGACACACUGCUCUAUCAUCUGCAGAGGUUCUGUUGUGUGCUGGGCCUGAUGGAGGAACAUGUGACAGAGGAGCAGGCGGGGGUCUACAGCGCCCUCAGCCCCCACGACAGGGUGUGUGUGGAGGAGCUGCUGCAGCUCAGACAGGCCGUGAGGCAGGAGGCCGUGGAGCUCGACAAACACCUGUCCGACCUGGGGCCCCACCACGACUUCAGACUUAUUCCGAAGAUAGUCCAGCUCCUGGAGGAGCAGUCGCUCCUGUGCUCCCAGCUGCAUCUCUUUUCUUUGGAGGCCCUAAGUCCUGUGUCAGGGGCCCUCAUUCCUGUUCCAGGGCCAACUCACAAGAGGACAGUCGCCACACAGUGCAGUUUGCAGAAGGGCCCCCAUGAAGCUCCUGGGCCCCCCCAAGUGCAAGCAGCCUUGUCACAGCAGGCUCUGGGCUGUGCUCCAGCUAAAGACAAGAGGCACCUGGUGGGGCUCCUGCACAGGUUAAGACAUUCUAUUCGACACUAG
Knipowitschia caucasica is the source of this 1950-nucleotide messenger RNA. The record is from the annotation of a GenBank genome assembly. Lineage: Eukaryota; Metazoa; Chordata; Actinopteri; Gobiiformes; Gobiidae.